UGCAACGCGCAGUUAAUACAUAUACACACAUAUAUAUACAUAUAUUUAUUUAUGUGUGUAUUAAAGUUAUUAAAGUGCAUUCCUAGGAUGCACAUUUGUUGUGACACUUGCUGAAAGUAAGGGAAUGUGGAUCUUUCAAAAGUUGUUGUUAAUGCUACAGUGUAAUAGUCGUACUUAAGUGUACUGAUGCACUACGGCUACCGAUGCCAAAAAGUUACACUUGAACGCAACACGAGGACUACGGCCAACAUCCAGUCGACACGUACAUUCUGUGCCUGUGUGAAAAACAACAAAUAUUCUGUACUUUACGCGGCAGAGGGCAGUAGCCUGUAUAUCAGUAGCCUGUAUAUGUGUAGGAAUCCUACUGGUCAGAUGGUCGACGGUUCCCUCGUUGCAGAUGUCCUUGUUGUUGCUUUCGUUUGUUGGUCUGCGCAGACAUGAUGUAGAUGCAAAAUGAGAAAAGCUGCCUGCGUGUGCCACCUAGAGUGUUCUUGGGCAAUGCUUUGAUAAGCUGAUCAGUCAAUCACAGUGAUCUCACCCACUGAGUCCCCUGAAAAGGCGCCAGCAGACUGGCGGGGUCAGACGGUACAGGACACUCCGCAAAAUCUAGGGUCAUAGACACUCACCAACAACCGCACUCUGGCAGACACAUCAGCGGUUAGAUUGGUGUCUCAUGGCCCUUAUACAUAAUACUGCAGAUAUUCUACGUUCAUGCUACUGUGAUUUUAUUGGUCAUAACCAUAACUAUGAUAAAGAUACAGGUUAUCACCAAACCGAAAGCAGAAUUGGAUAGGCUUUAUCUAUAAUGGAGUGGUUUUACAUUGUAGGUGAAAGUGAAUCCCUCUGGUUCGGCCUAAAGCUGCCAGUUGUGUGUGUUCUUUCACUGCAGAUUAUUAUCUAUAUCACUUCAUUUCACAUUUAAGACCUUUAAGUUGCUCUGACAAGCCAGUUCUGUGAAUACUGUAAAUGACUUGGUACAACAGAUCGUAUCUUACACUUAUCAAAUAUGAUGUCAACGCUGUAUAGCUCUAAAUCUUCACACUCGCUAAUCCCUCUGUAUCUCAUAAAGCUGCUUUGAUACUAACAGACACUUACACGCGUGCCAAGUCAGGGAAAACACUCCAGGGCCUGUAAUUCUGGGGCCAAACCCACGGCGGAUGACAUGGCAAGUUUUAAUGAGUGUUUGUGGCCCUGGGCCAGUGCCUAAGUGUGUGCAUGUGUUUAUGCACGUAGGAGGAUAAUUUGAGAAGCCAGGUGGGUGCAUCAACACUGAACUCAUUUCUUUGUCGUGGUGUUACUCCAAAGCCAAAAUAUGUGACAGGCUGUCCAUAUUUUCAAGGUCCAAAAGUAUAGGCCUAUCCCGGGGAGAUCGAAGCUUGACUCCAAAUCGCCUCCCAGGGGGUUGGCUGUCCUGUCAUGUGCACAGCGGGGGAUUGGCGGAGACAGUGAUUUGGACUCAAGUUGACGAUGAAGUAGACUGGGACCAGAAACCCAUGGGGGGGGACACGAGGUCAAGGAGGAGGGCUAUAAAAGCUAACUCCUAACUCGCGCCUAAUGUCAUUCUGGGUGUGAAGACUGAAGAUUUGGGACGCUCAGAGGUCCACGUCUCUGUGAAUCAUUUAACUGAAACAGCAGAAUGUGUGAACAAAGAUGCUGAGGUAAGUGCAUAUUAGGGUCAGGGUUAGGGUUAGAAGGCAUUUUCUUACGUACGUAUGAUACUUCUCUCUCGCAUUGAGUGUUUAAACUUCAACCAAAUAAAGACACUUCUCCAAUAUUUCAUAAUCUAAGGUUUUUGGCAUUUUUUUCCUCUCACAUCAGCAGAACAACUCUGUGAAGGAGGUGGAGAUCGACAAGUCAAAAAGAUGCAGACGUUCCAGAAGACUUUGGGCUGUUUAUUCCUUCUUUGUUGCAUCUGCCCAACUCAGUGCAGAGAGCUGAAGUUUGUUGUGGCCGUGUUCCGACACGGUGAUCGAUCGCCUAUUGAGUCGUAUCCCAGGGAUCCACACGGGGAGGAAGUGUGGGCUCAUGGCUUUGGACAGCUCACUGAGCUGGGCAUGAAACAGCAGUUUGAGCUGGGCAGGUUUCUACGGAUGCGUUACGGGAACUUUCUCAGCGAAGACUACGACAACAAAGAGUUGUAUGUGCGGAGCACUGACUACGACCGAACUCUGAUGAGCGCCCAGGCCUGCCUCUCCGGGAUGUUCCUCCCAACAAGACGCCCACCUCCCAUCAUGCCCCAGUUACUGUGGAGGCCUGUUCCGGUGCACACCAUCCCCAGGGCCCAGGACAAGCUGCUGAGGUCUCCGGGCAGAGACUGUCCGAGGUUCAGGUCCCUGAUGACGGAGACCUUUGAGAGUGAGCCAUACCAGAGGUUCCUCGGGGCUCACCAGUACAUCAUUGAGGGACUCUCUAACCACACCGGCUACCCCGUCUCCAAGCUGGUUGGUAAAAAAAUGUGGAGGGUCUACGACACCCUUACCUGUCAGAGGAUCCAUAACUUGACUCUCCCACGCUGGGCCACCCAGGACGUCCUGGACACCCUGAAGAGAAUUGCGUCCUUCGAGGUCAUGUACAGCAUCCUCAGUCACAAGCGAAAAGAGAAGGCCAGGCUCUCGGGAGGGGUCCUGCUGAACGCCAUCCUGAGGAAUUUCUCAAAGGCCGUAGAGCAAGGGAGCUCUCUCAAAUUCAUCAUGUACUCAGCUCACGACUCCACACUCAUCACCCUCCAGGCAGCGCUGGACGUGUACAACGGCCUUCUUCCACCUUAUGCCGCCUGUCAGCUCUUUGAGUUCUACCAAGAGCAUGAUGGAUCCUACUCUCUGGAGCUGUAUUACCGCAAUGACUCCGGGCCCGACCCCUACCCCAACACUGUGCCAGGAUGCAAUGGAUUGCACCCCUGCCCUUUGUCCAUGUUCACCGAGCUGGUGAGGGAAGUGGUGGCAGAGGACUGGGAGGUCGAGUGUGGGUUCAGGACAAAAUGGUCAAGCACAGGUGUUGUAGCGGCUCUUGCAGUGGCUGUGGGAGUCCUGGCAGUGGCGCUGUUGAUCAGCAUAGGGGUGGCCGUCCACAGGCGGAGACCUCACUACUCCAGGGAGGUGUAGCACACAGGACUUUAACACAUGUGCAGACAAAACCUUCCCAAGUGUGGACAUGACUCUAAUGACUGUACUCUGUAUUUUUAAUCAUUUAGAUCCUGAUUAUGUAUGUGAGGGCUUUUCUACUAUGAAUUGUAUUUGUAAAGGUUAAGGAAUAAGUUGAUGAUAAAGAUAUGUAAUGUAAUAUAAUAAAAAAUGAACCACA
This is a messenger RNA of Mugil cephalus (flathead mullet), 3300 nucleotides long. Its product is annotated as testicular acid phosphatase homolog. Gene Ontology annotation, biological process: negative regulation of ERBB4 signaling pathway; regulation of neuronal synaptic plasticity; lysosome organization. The transcript has 11 exons. Gene Ontology annotation, molecular function: acid phosphatase activity; protein tyrosine phosphatase activity; receptor tyrosine kinase binding. Bases 1863 to 3101 code for a protein of 412 amino acids. The record is from RefSeq and is a predicted model, not a curated record. Gene Ontology annotation, cellular component: lysosome; postsynaptic membrane. NCBI's taxonomy places the organism in Eukaryota, Metazoa, Chordata, Actinopteri, Mugiliformes, Mugilidae.